Molecule: messenger RNA, 993 nt
Organism: Lachnellula hyalina
Lineage: Eukaryota; Fungi; Ascomycota; Leotiomycetes; Helotiales; Lachnaceae
Gene: kei1
Product: Inositol phoshorylceramide synthase regulatory subunit
Exons: 2
Coding region: 1-993 (330 amino acids)
Biological process (GO): inositol phosphoceramide metabolic process
Cellular component (GO): inositol phosphoceramide synthase complex; Golgi membrane
Molecular function (GO): inositol phosphoceramide synthase regulator activity
Source: RefSeq, a predicted model, not a curated record
AUGGCGAUGUUGCCACGAUGGAUGCGCCUACAGGUGCCCAAACCAAGAACUUUCCUUGGAUUCUUAAAUCUGCGCAUAGGAGUCGAGAUGAUAUCGCUUUCCAUGUUAUUCAACAAAGUCACCGGCUUCUUUGGACUCCUCGCCAUCUUCACAGGCUUCCGAUUAUCACCCCUACAGCUCUCCAUGUACAUAUACUCGGGCAUCGCGCUCGUCCUGCUUGCCAUUCUCGCGCCACAUAUCCGAAAACAAAGUCCGUUUCACAACCUCGCGCUGGCCUGGCUCUACCUGAUCGAUACUAUCGUAAACACCGCUUUCACUUCUGCCUUCACGAUCACCUGGUUCUUGGCCGUCAGCGCCGAUCAGUCGAAGUCGGGCAUUCCCAGCAGUGCACCGGGUAGUGGGACAAUCGAUGAUACGGCCGGCUUCACGAGCCCUAAGUACAAUACAUCCAAAGUUGACGUGGUUGCGACUCCAGGGGCAGGCAUCUCAGGCGGGCAGUCAGCAGUCGCCUAUGCCGCGGCCGGGAAGGCUGCAGCGUCUGCGGCGAGCCCAAGUCUGGGCCAUGCAGCAGGCAUCGAGGAAAGCAUUCCGAGUCUCCUGGUCGUUGUGGUCUUGACUUUGAUCCGGGUGUAUUUCAUUCUGGUCAUGAUGGCAUAUGCACGACAAGUUCUACGGCAAUACGUUUACUCAUCUUCGUCGACAAAACUACACCUUCAUACCGACGGGGCAGUUGAUACCCCAGCGGACAAUCCUUUUGCGGAGAGUGCGCCUGAAGGUCAAGGGUGGAAGGGCAAGUUGGGGAGAAUUAUGGUUGCUGUAGGGAAGGGUUAUUGGCUUGGAGGACAGGCUGACGAAGCUUGGGUUAAGGGGCUGGAUGGGAGAUUCAAGACUACAAGGAUGGCGUCUGGCCCAGGAGGGACCGUGGAGAGAGAAAGAAGAGCGAGGAGCGGAACUGGCCCGCCCAAGCCUUCUCCGAAUUUGGGAAAGCUAUAA